Messenger RNA from Kazachstania africana CBS 2517, 1347 nucleotides. It is a transcript of the gene ALG3, whose product is annotated as dolichyl-P-Man:Man(5)GlcNAc(2)-PP-dolichol alpha-1,3-mannosyltransferase. Gene Ontology annotation, cellular component: endoplasmic reticulum. NCBI's taxonomy places the organism in Eukaryota, Fungi, Ascomycota, Saccharomycetes, Saccharomycetales, Saccharomycetaceae. The transcript has a single exon. Bases 1 to 1347 code for a protein of 448 amino acids. The record is from RefSeq and is a predicted model, not a curated record. Gene Ontology annotation, molecular function: dol-P-Man:Man(5)GlcNAc(2)-PP-Dol alpha-1,3-mannosyltransferase activity.
AUGACUAGCGAAUUAAAGGAGGCUCAGAUAGCGGAGACUAAGGAACCUGAAAAGUUUGUGAGACCACCAUUAGAUUUGUGGCAAGAUUUGAAAGAUGGGAUUGAGUACUUGUUGUUUAAUCCUCGAGCCAAUCUUAUUGUUAUCCCUACGUUACUAUUUAUGGAGUCCGCAGCACUCAAGAUAAUUAUUAAGAAUGUGGCAUACACUGAGAUUGAUUACAAAGCGUAUAUGGAGCAAAUUGAGACGAUAGUAUACUAUAAAAAUUUGAACUAUACAGAAAUCGAAGGUGGCACCGGGCCACUAGUUUAUCCUGCAGGUCAUGUUAUGCUGUACAAGAUAAUGCACAGGCUAACUGACGGGAUGGAGAAUCUAGAUAAGGGACAACUGUGGUUUAGAUAUUUGUACAUGUUUACAAUGCUUUUACAAAUGCUUUGUUACAAUAAGUUAUCUAUACCACCAUGGUGUGUUGUAUUGGGAUGUCUUUCGAAGAGAGUUCAUUCUAUCUACGUGCUACGUCUCUUCAAUGAUUGCUUUACGACUUUCUUCAUGGUGAUGACAGUUUUCCAUAUGAUCUUAGCCGCUGCACCAAGAAAACCUACAGAAAUGAUUUUAUCUAUACUUUCCGCUUUAACCUAUUCCAUGGCAGUUAGUAUUAAGAUGAAUGCCUUGCUAUAUUUCCCUGCUAUGAUGAUUGGAGUUUAUAUAGUCAACAAGGGAAACCUGUUCAAGACAUUGGUUUGUUUUAUUGUGAUGCUAGGCUGGCAAGUAUACGUUGCUCUGCCAUUUUUGAAAACUUUCCCAAUGGAAUAUUUGAAGAAUGCAUUCAAUUUCAGCAGACAAUUCAUGUUCGAAUGGAGCAUAAAUUGGCAAUUUAUUGGGGAAGAAGGGUUCCAUAAUGUAUGGUUUCAAAAAUCACUACUCAUGGGACAUAUCAUAUUUCUCUUGGUUGUGGUUGCUGUAAGAUAUCCUCGAUUCUUCCACGAUUUGAUCACUUCAAUGAAAAGGCCAUUCAGUAAUGUUAUGGUGACGAUGUCACGCGAUGACAGGGAGAGGAUCGUACCACAAUUACUCAUUAUUACAAAUUUCAUUGGGAUCAUUUUUGCCAGAUCUUUACAUUACCAAUUUCUCGUAUGGUACCAAUGGACCCUACCCAUGUUACUACAUUGGUCCCAAGUACCACUACCUGUUGGUAUUGUAUGGUAUGCGUUGCACGAAUAUUGUUGGAACGUGUACCCACCAAAUGCAGCCACGAGCGCAUUGUUACUCGUGCUAAACAGUCUCCUAUUGCUACUCUGCGUAAGACCCCAUCACACGAAGACAGACGACCACGUCAAGAAAACCAUAUAA